Messenger RNA from Felis catus (domestic cat), 1835 nucleotides. Its product is annotated as NKG2-A/NKG2-B type II integral membrane protein-like. Lineage: Eukaryota; Metazoa; Chordata; Mammalia; Carnivora; Felidae. Bases 1046 to 1768 code for a protein of 240 amino acids. The transcript is spliced from 6 exons. Gene Ontology annotation, biological process: stimulatory C-type lectin receptor signaling pathway; positive regulation of natural killer cell mediated cytotoxicity. The record is from RefSeq and is a predicted model, not a curated record.
CUGAGCGAAAGUUGGUCGCUCAACCAAAUGCUCAGUUGACUGAGCCACCCAGGUGCCCCACGAAAUAAUUUUUGAAGCUGAUACUUUGUACUUGGAGAGACAGGAGUAAUUCCAGAGAUCACUGACUGCACAGUUCCUUGACUGAGGUCUGAAAUUACAUUUAUGUGAGUUUUAGUAUAACUAAACAACUGGAGUUACCCUAACUGCCUUUGAAAUCGUAGAUCUUUCUAGACGUUUAUAACAACUGUGUUCUUCCAUAAAUGAUCUACUCUAUUAUUUAUCAUUUUAUGGUUUCAUAUCUUUGCCAUUAAAUCAGUUGUCACUCUGAUGUUAAGUCCUCUUGUAAAAAAUGCUUUGUUUCCUUUUGUCUUCACUAUUAUUCCUGCUUUGGGCAAUUUUAGUGUGUCACGUAACAUUUUGCAACAUAUGAAAUAUUUCUUCUAAAAUUUAAUAAUUCUCAGAACUCCCCAGAUGUUCAAAAUAAAAUAUCACUCUGAUAGCACUGCAUUACUUUUUAGAAACACAAUUUCAAACCACAAAUAAAAGUCUUUUGCAACAGGGAAUUCCUAUAUGUGCUAAAAUUAUAUUCUCCAAUCUUAGAGCACCUAAUUUUCAACCAGUAAUGGGCUUUAUCAUUGUCAAAAUUGAUACAACGCUUUUUUGUAAUACAGCACUUUAAUUAACCUGGAUAUUCUAAUAGUGUUGAAAUAUGUCUGUGGAAUCUGACCUUACAUUAAUGAGGACACUGUUAUUCAUGAAUUCCUUUCUUCUUCACUAAUUUAGUGCUUUACAUGUUUUGCAACCAAUACUAUUCUGCUAUUAUUGUAAAAAUCCACUUAUUCUAUCAUGAAACACUUAUUUCAAUCUCUACACAAGUUAGUACCAGACUUUAUAUUGUUCAACUGCAAAUGAGGAGUCUCCCUCACCCUGCACCCCACCCGGUGUCACUGGACUAGCAAUGUCGUCAGCACAUGACACACACUCUUGAUCAAGACCUUCAGGGCAGUUUCCUCCACAUUGUAGCUGACACUGCUCAGCUGCAGACAUGGACAACCAAAGCGUGACUUAUGCGGAACUCCAUCAUGCUAAGGGCUCAAAAAGACAGCAAGUGCAACCUAAGGGCACGAAAAGUUCCAUUUCAGUAACUGAGGAGGAGAUAGCCUAUGCAGAAUUGAAUCUUCAAAAUGCUUCUCGGGACCUUCAAGGGAAUGGCAAGAACUCUCCCUGCAAAGGCAUCCUUUCUCAGUGUUUGCAUUUGUCUUCCUACUACUCACCUUCAUAUCCAGAGAAGCUCAUUGCUAGUAUCUUGGGAAUCCUCUGCCUCGUCUUGAUGUCCACUGUGGUAACAAUAGCUUAUAUUCCCUCUACUGAAGGACCAGAGCAGAACAACACAUCCCUGGAAACGACAAUCCAGAAAGAGUGGGUUACAUAUUCCAACAAUUGCUAUUACGUUAGCACUGAGAGAAAAUCAUGGAAGGAGAGUUUGACGUCUUGUGCUUCUAAGAACUCUAACCUGCUCUACUAUGAUGAUGAAGAGGACAAGUUUUUGUUGAAUUUACUCUCUGAUACUACAUGGGUUAGAGGCUCCCAGAGAAGAAAUCAUAGUUCAUCUGUGCAGCCAAAAGCCUUAACAUUUUCUUCUGAAGUGUUGUCAGUAUCUUCAGAGAGUGACAAGAAUUGUCCAUAUUUCAAUUUUCUUGCAAAAAAAACUUAUUUUGCACCCUGCUCAGUAAGAAGACCAUAUGUUUGUAAGCACCGGGCAUUUUAGUUACCUCAUUUUGGUAUAAUGUUAUUUCACCAUUUAUAAAGAAUACAUCUCUCAUUAUUUCAAAACC